ACUUUUUCCCUCGCCAUUUCGAAUCGAAAGAGCUUCGCGAUGGUUUCUCUCUCCUCUCCCCCUCUCUCCCUCUCUCUCCCUCCUCCCUCUCCUUCCCCCGCUCGACGACGUGCUCUGACCCUAGGGUUUCCCCAUCCCCGACCUCCUCGUCCCCAAAACCCCGAGCUCGCUCUCCUCCGCCGAGCUCCUUCCCUCCGGAUCCCUGAUCCCGCGCCUUUCCCUGGUGGAUCUCGCAGUGGACUCUUCGGGAACGGCAUUGGCAGGACUUGUUCCCAGUCUGUUCUCACCUGCUGUUAUCCGGCACACAACUCUUGGUUUGAUGGCAUUGCAGCCGCUAAUGAGAUGGUGAUCAACGGUCGUAUAAGGAAUCGGAGAUCUUUUCUAGUAACAGUAGUUUCCCUACGAAAUUUGGAUACUGAACUUCAGCCUCACGUACUACAGGAUCUCAAGUUACAGAGAUACUUUACUCAGGAUGAGCAUUACCAAAAGGUUUAUUUUGGUAAGUAUGAUAAUGAAGAAUUUGUGGACAUAUCAGCAAAUGGAGAAAGCACAAGUGUGUUGGUGACAAAUACACCGGAUAAGCUUGGGUUGCUAGCUACUAUCUUCACCGUUCUUCAUGAAUGGAACAUUACUGUGGAAUCAGCCGAGAUGCACACUUGUCGUGGAUCUGCCGUGAAUAAAUUCAUAAUCAGCUACCAAGGCUUAGCUUUAACCAAAGAGGCUGCUCAGGACCUCACACGAGAGCUGUAUUACCGCGUCUGUAUAGGCGAAUGAGCGAGAUUUUAAAUGCUAUAUGGAAGGACUUCAGAAAGGGUUGGAUGUAGCAGCUACUGCAUGUACUAAUUGCAUAUUCAGGUUGGUAGUUACAAUUCAGUAAAUUCACGUGCUUCGAUUCUUUGAGAGGCCGGAACCUUUUAAGUUCUUGCUCUGUCAAGAUUUGAAACAACCACUAUACAAACCUACUCAAGUGAGAACUCACUCUUAUGGGAUGCAGAAAAGAAAUUCCAUGAAUGAACUUUUUCUCAGCACUGUAAAAAUUUGAAUAAGACAGAGAGUGUUAUUUGCACACGGAAACUUCAUGACUAACUUCUCUAGGCCAAGACAUCACCAAUAUGGUUGCAAACUUAUGCUGAAGCACUGUUGGUUCAUCUCUCGAUCAGUUUACUUGUGAAGGAGAUGAGACCUUGGGAUGAACUUCCACAAACAUUAUACUAUCAUCCAUGCUGCUGCAAUCAAAGGGUGUAUUUGGCAUUGGUUAUAUUUCUUGUUUUUCAUUCGAUUUAAUCACUAUGAAAUCAAAAUUGCACAGGGAUGGGCUAAGUUUUUCUUGUCAUUAGCAGUUAGCAAAAUCAUCUUUAAGAAGGGGAAAAACAGCAAUAUUUAAGAGUUUGUAUUAAGUUUUCUAAUUCAACAAGACAAAGCCUGUAGAUCAAGAGUUCGCAAAAAGUCAUCAAUAGCAAAACUAAUAUUCCAUCCUUCGAUGCCAUCAGUCAUGUAGAACUCGAGGAAGAGCAAAGAGAAAAAAGAAAAUAAAAGGAAACCUUGUAACUGAUGUCGAAAAAGGCCUAGGAUUUUGCCCAAGCAGUAAGACAGAGCAGCGCAUAUAGAACUA
Molecule: messenger RNA, 1612 nt
Organism: Ananas comosus (pineapple)
Lineage: Eukaryota; Viridiplantae; Streptophyta; Magnoliopsida; Poales; Bromeliaceae
Product: histone-lysine N-methyltransferase, H3 lysine-36 specific-like
Exons: 8
Coding region: 40-774 (244 amino acids)
Source: RefSeq, a predicted model, not a curated record